AAGAUGUUCUAGAACUGAAACUGUGCCAGCUCUUUCUCAAAAUGAAGUGAAGUCCUUUGAUUCGUUGACCUCCUUACUCCGACGACGGACCCAUAAUUCUUUGCAGCAAUGCGAGAUACUACCACGGCGAAACGUCUUGUGGCGUGGAGGGGGUGUAAUUGUCUCUUCCAGAUGGACCGCUAGGAGGCCGCGAAGCUGUCGCUCCAGUACUAGUGCACGUUGCAUGGGACCGGCUACUAGCCACUGUGCUACCAAUACAUGGAAUGUAAGAAAGUAAGCAUUCUGGCGCGGAACCGAACCAGAAGUAGCAGAAGUACAUAGGAGGUGUGCGCGAACGAAAACACUGCUGAACACUGCUUGUUUAUUGCACCGCCAGCACGUGCUGGAAUUCACAUUCAGCAGAGGCGAUCAGCAGCACUCUCACGGAAGCAAGCACCUAAAACCAACGGCACACUGCAACAACAUCGGGAUAAAAAAGACCAUACAACACCGCCGAACUCACUACGAAAAAGAUGCAGCUCCGUUACGUGAAGAACCUGCAGGCGCCGGCCGACGGCAUGCAGAAGAUCACGGCGGCUGCGUGGAGCGCGAACUCACACAAAGUCGCGGUAGUUUCCACCGACCGGAUCGUGCACCUGUACGACGAGCAGGGCGAGAAGCAGGACCGGUUCUCCACAAAACCCGGGGAUAAGGAAACCAAGCUGUUUGUCGUCAAGGCGCUGGACUUCUCGCCUUGUAGCACGAAAUUGGCAAUCGCGCAGUCGGAUAACAUCGUGUUUGUUUACAAACUGGGAACAGAGUGGAAGGAGAGGAAAAGCAUAUGUACUGUAAACUGAAAUUUGUUUUGCGACCUGGAAAUAAAUUUUAUUGGUCUCUCUCUCUUGCAUUUUUAUUUUUUCAUUUUUCCACUGUACAGGUUUCACUUCAUAAUUCCACUCAACAUCGACAUUUUUAUCCAUAACUACGAAAGAACCGAUCACUGAAAGGUAACAAAUUUCCCCAAACCUCCUGCGUCACCUGUCUGACCUGGCCGUCCAAGCACCCGAAUGAAAUCGUGUUCGGCCUCGCGGAGGGCCGGGUGAAGGUCGGGCAGUUGAAAGCGAAUAAGGCAGCGCUGCUCUACGCCACGGACUCGUUCGUAAUGUGCAUGACGAGCGGCCCGGACGGCAACUCCGUUUUGUCCGGACACCUAGACGGGUCGAUUCACAAGUUCAUGUUCGAGACGGAAAAUUCCGGGCCUAUCACGCAGAAAUUUUGCCGGGUGCCGAACUGCAGCAUCAGUUGCAUCGGCUGGGGUUCCGCGGGCAUCUGUGCUGCGGGGAACGAUUCCAUGGUGCGGUUUUGGACGGCCGAGGGUAGGGACGCGAAGACCUUUGACUACAACAAUCUGAAGGGCGUCAAGGAGUUUUCCUGUUUGAAAUUCAACCCGUCCGGGGAGUCCGUCGUGCUCGGGAAUUUCAACCGAUACUUCGUCUACGCGUGGCAUGGUAUGGUUUUUAGGUCGGAUUUUAAUUUUUCUGGGAGUGAGCACUCGAAUGACAAGGUCGUUUCGGAAACUGAUCAUGGAAUUAGAAUACUAUUGCAUGGAGUAAGAGCAUGACUAGGCCUUUUAUGUUGUAACUCUCUUAGGCCUAAUAUGAUGGAAAUUGUAUUGCAUGUUGUAUGAAUGACAUGACCAUGAGCAUGACCAUGAAAUCGCAACACAGCCCGCAAUCGCGAGUGGAGCGAAGUCGCCGUGAAGGAGGUGCCGAAUCUUUACACGAUUACGUCGCUGUAUGGAAGGGAAAUCGACAAGGUUCUUCUGGUUGCGACGGGCUCUAUGCAUGACCACAACCUGCAUUUGCAAUGCGAAUUUUUGCAUGAUGAGAAGAUUUUUUCCACCAUGCGCUGAGUACAACAUAUUGCACUGUCUGUUGAAGAUUUAGAUUUUCCUCUCCACAUUCCCUGCUGGCGCUCAGACGGGAGUCGCCUCGUGAUGGGCACGCUGUGCGGUAGCGUCGAGCUCUUCGAUGCCUGCAUUAAGAGGGCAAGGUAUGAUAGGUGUGUUGCAACUGCUCAUGCACAAGAGAAACGGCCGUAGGGAGUUGUGGAAAGAUGAUCGGCAUUCUUACAAUUGAAUACUUAGCAAUUAUAGGAGAGUGGAGAGUGCUGAGCACAAGCUCAAGCACUCGUCAAUCCAUCGACAAACAAAUCUCACGACCAUCAGGUAUAAAGGCGAGUACGAGUUCACCUACAUCUCGUUAUCCCAGGUCAUCGUGAAAAACCUCACCUCCGGUUCCCGGAUAGUGCUAAAAUCCAACGUGGGCUUUGAGAUCAAAAAGAUCAACGUGUUUCAAGAACGCUAUCUCGUCGCGCACACGCCGGAGUCGUUACUUUUGGGCGAUCUCAUCACCUGCAAGCUGUCCGAGAUUCCGUGGCAGUGGAGUGGCAACAUGUCGACCGGCGGGAAAUCCGACGAAAAGUAUUUCUUCGACAGUAUGCCAAGGAAAAACGUCCCCACUCCAGAGUCAAGCUGGGGACUUUGCAACAGAAAUGCUGUAGUUUUGGGAGUCACGCAUGGCAAGUUGCACUCGGUUGUAGCGUAGUGCAGGUUAGCAAGGACAGUAGCAUUACAAAUUCAUCUGCUUAUCCUGUUUACAGCAUUACGAAUUCCAAAAACACGAGCGCAAAUUUGUCUAUCAUGGGGAUGCUCAUCACAAAUGUUCCUGUCAUUGGAAAUCUGCAUGACAAACCUGGGGUUGUUCGGACGUUUAUUUUCCUUUGGAUAGACAACCCGCAGGUCUGCAUGAUCUUCAAAGCCGGGGAGUUGUCCAUCGUUGAGUACGGGCAGAACGAGGUAUUGGGCUACGCCCGGACGGAGCACGUGUCGCCGCAUUUGAUAUCCAUUCAGGUGGACACGGAGAACGUGCUGAACGAUCAGAGUAGUCUCAUGAUCACGGAGGGAGAGGAGCAGAAAACGCCAACGCGUGUGAUCGCCUAUUUACUCGACGUACAGACGAUACGGCUGAUCAAUCUGACCACCCAGCAGAUCCUUGCGACGAUCAAUCACGACUUGAAAAUCGACUGGCUGGAGUUGAAUCCGAGUGCGACGCGGGUGCUGUUCCGGGAUAAACGAAGACAACUCCACUUGUACAACGUGGAGACGCAGACCAGGGUCUCUCUUCUCAACUACUGUAACUACGUGCAUUGGGUCCCGGGGUCGGACGUGGUUGUGGCGCAGAACCGGAACCAGCUUUGUGUCUGGUACUCGAUUCUCGAAAAUACCGACCGGGUCACCGUGCAUGAAAUCAAGGGGGACGUGGAGGAUAUUGAGCGGUCGAACGGCCGGACCUUUGUUACGGUCGAUGAAGGGGUGAACACGGUGGAGUACGAAUUAGACGAGGCUUUGAUUAACUUCGGGUCUUGCCUUCACAGAAAACAGUACGGCAAAGCGGUGGACAUUUUGGAGGAAUUACCUCUGACUCCAGAAACAGAAGCCAUGUGGCGGUCUUUGGCAAAAGUCGCUAUGGACGAUCUAGACGCGUUGCCGGUGGUGGAGCAGUGCUACGCGGUGCUCGGCGACGUCGCAAAAGCGCGGUACAUCCACAACUUAAACCAAAUCCGGCUGGACCAGGGGGAGAAUUCCGUCAUGGUGCAGGCGAAGAUGGCCAUGCUGAACAAGCAGUACACGCGUGCGGAAGCGAUUCUGCUCGACGCGAACCAGUUAGAAGAAGCGAUGGGGAUGUACCAGGAGCUGCACAAGUACGACGAGUCCAUUCGAUAUGCAUUGCAAAAAGGUCUGGGUCUGGAUUUGUUUUUGUAAUGCAAGACUCCGAGGACAACAAAAUCUGUAGUGCAUGAACGCGAUAAUUGGCCAAUGUUUUUGUCGCGCUGGAAGCCAGUCUGUCAUGCUGCUCACGAAUGAAUUUACAGUACAAGAAACCUCGCCGAACUUGUGAUGCUGUUGCGCUGUACAAGGAGCUCCUUUGCGAUUCGAGUAUCAGCAACACAGGUUCAAUAUUCCAGACCGAGACGAAUUUGCACUGCAUAUCCGACUCGCGGAGAAGAAGGGCCACCCGAACGUGAUGCAGCUGAAAAACCACUACUUGCAGUGGCUUCUCUCCACCUAUGGGGUGUUCAAACGUUACAUUCUCAACUGUUACAUGAUUUGUCAUGCAAAAGUACCUUAAGCCGGCAGAUGAUCGAGCUGCUUCGCAUGACAAAUUUCGGAAGGGCUAGACAGCAUCUAAAUCUGCACCAAACUUGUAAUGCAAAAGGCGCAGUCUUCCUCCUUUCCCUUUUGCCAGUCUUGCAUUACAAAUUCAUUUUUGAACUGUUGAGAAUGUAAAAUUCGAGAACUCCAUACCACCCAACAGGAGGAACGCGCCGGGGAGCUGCAGGAAAGAGAGGGGAACUACGCCCGGGCGAUCGAACUGUAUUUGAAGGGCGGUAUGGCUGCGAAGGCGGCGAGUUUGGUGCAGCGAUUUUCCAUAUCAAAUGCAAAAAUGUCUGGGUCUGGAAGAAUACAAACUUGUGAUGCGCAUUUCAGCACACAGAAAAAUCUCUGAUGCAUAGGUAGCAAAAGCUGCCCACUUUCUGUCACCAAAGUGGGGGAUUUGUCAUGCGGAUUCGGCAUUGCGGAAGCUUUUCGAAACCUGUGAUGCUAGAGCUUCCAUGCCAAACCUUCUGUGUCAUGCAAAAACAGCAUGACUCUUGUCUUCCAGACCCAGACAUUUUUACAUUUGAUUUUCCAAUUUCAACUACACCCAGGAGUUACUGCAGCGGAUUGCGACGGCGUUGGAGCAGAGCGGGGUAAGUCAGAAGGCGGGGGCGCUUUACGAACGAAUGGGGAUGAUGGAUAGAGCGAUGGGAGCUUACAUUCAAGGUAUUGGAGAUAGUGGAUUUUGUUUAUAGGUGGAGUUUGUCAUGCGGAGUCGCAGAUUAGAGUUUGUGUUUGUGAUGCAGAAAUUGAAUUUUGGAUUGUUAAGGUAACGCUUUCCGACAAGCUGUGGAGUUGGCGAAGCAAGUACAGCCGUCGCUGGUUAUGCGGAUGAGAAUGUUGUUUGUCAUUCGACGUAGAUUCCAAAAAUACUGCUAUGUGCCGCUUCAAGUUCAACUUUGGUUUGCAUGACACGUUUGACAAACCGUCUUUGCCAAUCUAACUUUCCAUGACAAACAACUUCUCAUCCUUUCCAUACCCCUGAUCCAAUUAGAAGAGCAGUGGGGCGACUACCUGGUCUCGCAAAAACAAACCGACGCGGCCAUCCACCACUACAUCGAGGCGGGCUGCAGUCUCAAGGCCAUCGAUUCCGCGAUGAACGCGCGGCAGUGGCACAAGGCGGAGCAAUUACUAGAGUCAACUCACGGCGGGGACGCGAGUGUGUGUUUGCCUUUCUACGAGAAACUCGCCGGGUUCUACGAGAAAUCCAGGCAGUUUCCGGAGGCGGAGCGGAGUUACCUGAAGUCUGGGAAACCGCAGAAGGCCGUGCAGAUGUUAUCAAGUGCAAAAAUGUCUGGGUCUGGAAGAAUGCAUGUUUGUCAUGCUUGUAUGGCAUGACUCUUAAAUCUGUCAUGCGCGCUACCCAAGAGCUCCAUUUUUCUGUAAUGCAGAAACGCGCUUUGUCAUGCAGAAUAGGCAACACCUAGAAGCUCAGAAACUUGUCAUGCUGAGCCAGCAUGUGUGGCCUCAUCAUGAGACGCCACCCAGCAUCACAAGUUUCCAGACCCAGACAUUUUUACAUUUGAUAGAUGUACGUGGAGCACCAAAUGUUUGAUAAAGCUUAUCGGGUUUCUUCCAAUAUUGUGAGAAAAAAUCCCCCCUCCCCAUAUCGAAAACGGAAUUUGUGUUGCUGUAUUUGAGUACACAAAUCGACUUGUAUUGAUACAGGGCCACGAGACGCAGUUGCUCCCUCGUUUGUAGGCAAUUUGUCAUGCUGUUUCCCGUUUCCAGUUGCUUCCUGUCAUGCUGAAGACGCUAGGCUUUCCUACGCCAGCGAGGACUACAGAACGCAUCUCUUCCCUUCUAGCAUGAAAAAAGGACUUGUGGUCACGAAUCAUGCUACACAAAUCUCCGGUUUGGUAUGGGGAGGGGGGAUUUUUCCUUUUGAUAUCCAAAGAGCUGUCGCAGCGGGAGAGAACGGAUCUGUAUCUGCAACUCGCGGAGAAACAAGAGAAGCUAAACAAGCUUUCCGACGCGGAGCAACUGUAUUUGGCGGUCAACGAAUCGGACCUGGCGAUCAACAUGUACAAGAAGCGGGAUAUGAAAUGCAAAAGCAUCGUACUAGUAGAAAUCGCAUGACAAAUUCCCACAGCAUGAAAAAUGAACUUUGUGAUGCGGAUUGAGGUUAAGAAGGAGAUUUGUAAUGCAUGACUGGGAUUACUACGAGUACGAUGCUUUGGCACAGGAUACGGGAAGAGUACGAGCAAAUGCUCCGGUUGGUGUCGAAGUUCCGGAAGGAAUUGUUGAUUGACACCUACUAUCAAAUGCAAAAGUGUCUGGGUCUGGAAGAGUGCAAACUUGUCAUGCGCAUUUUCGAUGCCACAUGAGGUCUGCAAUGCAGGACCUAGCAUGACAGGUUCUGCGAAGACUCUAUGAUGUCUAUCCUGCAUGACAAGCUGCCGCUAAACUUGUUUAAACGUGGAAAGCUUUUGGUAAUCACGCAACACAAUUUUUUGUACUAUCCAGACUUAGCAUGACAAGUUCCAUCCUUCCAGACCCAGACAUUUUUGCAUUUGAUACCUACAAGCACAUCGCGAGCCAGUAUGAGGCGAAGGGGAACUUGAAACGCGCGGAACACUAUUUUGUCGAGGCAAAGUGCUGGACCAACGCCGUGUCCAUGUACCGGCAGAUUGAAAAUUGGGAUGACGCGAAGCGGGUGGCCAAGCAGCACGGUGGCAAGCAGGCGUUUGAAAAGGUGGUAUUAGCGCAGGCACACACCGUGUUCAAAGAAUCCGGGGCGGAAGCGGGGGCGCAGCUGCUGGCGAAGCACGGGCUGACGGAAAUCGCAAUCGACUACGCACUAUGCAUUGCAAAAGUAUCGUACUAUUACAAAUCGCAUGACAAGUUUUUCCUUUAGAAAAAAAAGGAAUUUGUCAUGCAGAUUCAGGUAAGAAUAAGAAAACACAUGAUCUGUAAUGCUAGACUCGCAUUUGUACGAGUGCGAUGCUUUUACACUGCAUACGCAGUGGAGCACAACAACUUCGAGCACGCGUUUGAGCUCGCCACGAUGGCGGGGAUGGAGGGCAAGGUGAUACGGAUUUGCUUUGCAUAGCUGCGUUUCAGUGUGUGACAGACUACAUCAGUGUAGUGUGAUGCAGAAAAGUAUGCACGAGAAGUAGCUUUCAUCUAACACCACAAUACAGGUCCAAGAAAUCCAUCUGAAACGAGCGCUGGCUUUCGAGGAUGAGGAAUUGUUCGAGAAGGCUGAACAGGAGUUCCUCCUAGCGAAAAAACCGAAAGAAGCCAUCGACAUGUACGUGCAUCAAAGAGAUUAUGGGAGUGUCAGGAUCGAAAUCGUCAAAGUCGACAAAUUUGGGAUGCAUAAAAUGUAGCGCACGCAAGGCCUGUAUUGGGGAGCAGGCAAAUGAGACCGAUUGCAGGCCUGUUUAGGGCUAAGCAAUGUGCUGCCCGAGUAGCGUGACAGGAGCACUCUUCUUUGCCCAAACAGCAUGAGAAACUGGAUGUGGGUGCUCCCGAAAUUUCUCAUGCGCCACUUGAAAACUGAGGCUCUAACUGGCAUCGAUUUUGUGCAUCACAAAUUUUUCGACUUUGUCAAUUUCGAUUCUGACACUUGCAUAGAGAUUGGGUGAAUGCUAUGCGGAUCGCGGAGAACUACGACAUAUGCAUUGCAAAAGCAUCGUUCUAGUAAGUAUUGCAUUACAAAUUUGCUCAGCACGCCAAGUCGAAUUUGUAAUGCUGUUUUAGCUUCGGAAGGCGAUUUGUCAUGCAGAUAUGCAAUUGCAGGGUGCAGCUACGAGUGCGCUACUUUUGCAAUGCAUACGACAAGGACGCCAGAUCGGAGGUCAUGAUUCACCAGGCCAGGGACAUUGCGUCCGAGGGCAAUACAAACGUGAACGAGCAGCAACUGCGACUCGCGGAGUCGCUUUUCGUCCAGGGAAAAGAGCCAGAGUUGGCCGUUCAGAUGUAUAGUCAGAGAAAUUAUGAAAUGCAAAUAUGUCUGGGUCUGGAAGAGUGUGUUGCUGUUUGUGCAUAACACAGAAGGUCUGGCAUGCAGCUCCUAGCAACACAGGUCUUGAGCACGUUAGGCGAUGCCUAAUCCGCAUGACAAGUGCCCUCUUUGGGUGACAAGAAGUGAGCAGGUUUUCUUGCGGUCCACGCACGACAGAUUUUUUUCUGAUCUCAAAUGCGCAUCAGAAGUUUACAUGUUUCCAGACCCAGACAAAUUUGCAAUGCAUAGAAACAUGAUGAACGACGCCAUUCGGGUGUGCAAGAAACACCGACCGCAGAUGUUAGGGGUAUCAACUGUAAAAAUGUCUGGGUCUGGAAGAGUUCAUGUUUGUCAUGCUGGUCUGGCAUGACUCUUAAAUCUUUCAUGCCCGUUACCCAAGAGCUCCGUUUUUCUGUGAUGCAGUAGCGCAGUUUGUCAUGCAGAAUAGGCAACACCUAGGAGCUCAGAAACUUGUCAUGCUGGGCCAGCAUUUGUAGCCUCAUCAUGAGACGCCACCCAGCAUCACAAGUUCCCAGACCCAGACAUUUUUACUUUUGAGAAGGGGAUCUAGUAGAUCAAACCGGGAGUUUCUCCAGUAGCACAGCGGUGGUGGGAAUGGGUGCAAAGGGCGAUCGAGGAAGUUCCGCGGGGAGUUCGAGGAGAGGGGACAGCGCAUAUCAAAUGUAAAAGUGUCUGGGUCUGGAAGGAUGCGAACUUGUGAUGUGUGUUGCGGAUCAUACAAAAAUCUGUGUUGCAUGACUUGCAAAAGGUCCCCAUUUCUAGCCAUGCCGAGGGGGCAUUUCUCAUGCAGAAUAAGCAUCACCAAGGGGCUGCAGAACCUGUGAUGCUAGUCCCUGCAUUCGAGACUUGGCGAAGCUUGGAAAAACUGCAUGACAAAUCUCAGAAUCUUCCAGACCCAGACAUUUUUACAUUUGAUAGCGCGCAAUUAGAAGAGAUUUUGGAUCGGGCGAAGGUAUGAUGUUGUACAUAGAGUUGGGUAGAACUUGUACUAGAAGGUUUGUAUUGCGUAAGUGGGCAUGAGCAACCGUGUCUGUCAUGCCAAACCUACGUACACAACCACCGAUACUUGUUCCACCACAGGUCUACGAGGAGACGGGCAACUAUUCGCGAGCGAUCGAUGCGUACUUGAUGGUGACCGAGAAACUACCAAAUGCAAAAAUGUCUGGGUCUGGAAGGAUGCAGAUUUUUGUCAUGCUGUUUUUCCAUGACGAUGACCCGGAAGGUCUGGCAAGCAAGGUGUAGCAUUACAGGUUUUGAGAAGCUGCGUCGAUGCCUAAUCCGCAUGACAAAUCGCCAUUUUUUUCGAUGACAAAAGUGGGCAACUCUUGCUGUCUAUGCAUGAGAGAUUUUUUUGUGUUGUGAGAUGCGCAUCACAAGUUCCGUCUUUCCAGACCCAGACAUAUUUGCAUUUGAUAGAAACUGACCUCCGACAAAAGCCGACUGGAAGAAAUCUGGGAGUCCGCGGUCCGCAUCGCCAUGAAGCACAGCCCUGUGGAUCGAUAUCCAGUGGUUUGUGAGGACGUCGCGAAGCGGUUGAAUGCCAUGGGUCGGUUCGAAGCCGCGGGACAGCUGUUCGUCGAGGCCGAUAUGCCCAAGCCGGCGAUAGAAGCCUACAUGAGCGCGCAGCAGUGGACCAAGGCACAGCAAAUCGCGCAGCAGUCCAUGCCACAGAUGCUGUCCGUCAUUGAGAGCCGAUACAAGAACGGUAUUAAUAGUUGAUCUGAAAAAAUGUGGGAAGGAUAGUUUGUCAUGCGAACUUCUGCAUGGUGCAGUACAAAACUCAUGCAAAAACCACACUUUAUCCUAACAGACAUCGUGAAAACGGGUGACGGCGACGAGCUGAUCCGCAAGACGGGUGACGUGAACACCGCUUUGGAUAUGUACGCCCGACAGGGAGACUGGAACAAAUGCUUUGCCCUAGCGGAAAAGCAGAAAAACCCGGAGCUCAUGGCGCACUACGUGCUACAGCACGUCAAGCAGUUGCUGCAGCAGCAAACCUCCGAGCGGAUCCAGGAGGCGUGCAAGAUUCUGAACCGGUACGGAGCGCCACCGGUGAACAAUCAGACGACCGCGUUGUAUAUCAAAUGUAAAAAUGUCUGAGUCUGGAAGGAUGGAACUUGUGAUGCGUCCUGUGGGUCACACAAAAAUCUGUCUUGCGCGAUCACCAAAAGUUGCCCAGUUUUGACCAACCUGAGCGGGAGUUUCUCAUGCAGGAUAGGCUUGACAGAGACUUCGCAGAAUCUGUCAUGCUAGCUCCUGCAUUCCAGACCUCAGGGGGCAUGGAAAAUAUGCAUGACAAGUUUGCACUCUUCCAGACCCAGACAUUCUUGCAUUUGAUAUUGUACACGGUGAUUGCGCAAAAACUGCUCACUGUGGAGACAAACGCAAAGAAGGUGGAAAUGGCACGGGAGCUGCUGUUCCAGGUAUACUUACUUAGUUACAAGAAGAUUUUGGCAGGGGUCGGUAUUUCAAUUCUACGUAGUAUCAUGUGAUUUUUCAGAGAACCAAAAGUGGCUGUGACUGCUCCCGAUUGUAUUCUAUUCCAUUGCAUGACAGAUCUACUUCCAGUUUUGAUGUUCCAACAAAUCAUUCUCUAUCAGGUUGUGAUGGGCCGCGAUCAAACUUCUACCCCAAUGUCCGUUACCGAUAUCAUUCAAUCCGACUCCGAACUGGUCCGCUUUCUCCUCGUCGCGCACUUUAUGCAGCAGAAAAACAAGAAUCAAACAAUCGACGCGAAAUUGAGGGUAUGCAUUGCAAAUAUGUCUGGGUUUGGAAACAUGUAAACAUCUGAUGCGCAUUUGAGACCAGAAAAAAAAUCCGUCAUGCACGGACCGCAAAACUUUCUCACUUCUUGUCACCCAAAGAGGGAACUUGUCAUGCGGAUUAGGCAUCGCCUAACCUGCUCAAAACCUGUGUUGCUAGGACUUGCAUGCCACACCUUCUGUGCCAUGCACAAACAGCAUCACACUCUUCCACCCCCAGACAGAUUUGCAAUUGAUAGACGGCGUCCACCUCCGAAGCCUUGCUCCGGUACACCACCCACAUCCCGGUGGAUAGGACGUUCUACGAAGCGGGUAUGGGGUGCAAGGACGCGGAUCGGGUGUCGGCCAGUUUUCUGUACUUGAACCGGUAUUUAGAUAUAGUCGACGCGAUCCAGGACGAUAUGGUGCAGAUUGACAACGCAGAUUUCGCGAAUACCGACAUCCCCAACCCCCAGGACGUGGAGAUACCGGAACACCCGUUUUUGUCGGAUGAUAAAAACGAGGAAAUCCGGGAGUUAGUGCUCGGCUGGUCCGUGUCACCGAACAUCGAACAGAAAUUGCCAACCCGGAACUGCGACAACUGCUCCAAACCCAUGUACGCGGCCGGUCUGAAGUGCUUUAGCUGUGGCAACAACUCCGUCCCCUGCGUCGUCACGGGGCAACCGGUGCUCCGACAGCAACAGGUGCAGUGUACGAACUGCGGGUCGUAUGCAAACAGGGAGGAUUGGAUGAACUACAUCCGGAAAUACGGAUCCUGCCCUUGGUGUCUGAGUCGCCAGCAGGGCAACGCGCUAGGUGGGGGGUUUAAGAGAUAGGCACGAGCCGCCUGCCUUGAACAAGUUGCGGUUUUUUGAACGCCAUACUACACUUAGAAACGGUAUAGAACUCGUCAAUUUCAUCAAUCAACUUCAUUUCUCGCUUUGUUAAGGAUACAUUUGUAUGUAGGAAAAGGCUCUAGAAGGAAGCAGCAGUUUCUUCAGCCUGCUGGAGGUUUCCAAUUGAUAAUCGCUUUUUCAAUUUACUUUUCGAGUAUUGGUUUACGUAGGUAACUACAAAAGGAAGUUUUUUCUUAGCAAUGGUAAACAGAUAAAGUUUUUAUGUGUGAAUAGUCAGGAGGGUAUAGUUUCAGUUUAGCACUGUUUUCUUUUUCAAAAUUGUCUUAGCACAGCUGUCGCAUUGCACAGCUGCGAUGGAAAGAACGACCAGCUGCAAUAGUAGAUCGGCCGAUUUCAAUGUUGGCAAACGUUUCAUGAGAUGAUAUUCGAUUUCCAAUGUAUAAAAUGAAUCCGGAUCCGGAAGAACAGCAUCUGAGUACAUAGAAAGUGACCAUCUAAGUAAAAUCAUCGAUCCGAAACGAAAAUAAGUGGUAGCCCUCGUUUCUUCUUGAAAGUGGCUUGAAUUCCCGGC
Amoebophrya sp. A120 is the source of this 12337-nucleotide messenger RNA. NCBI's taxonomy places the organism in Eukaryota, Dinophyceae, Syndiniales, Amoebophryaceae. The record is from the annotation of a GenBank genome assembly.